CGAAGCGGCGGCUCCGGCCGGGUGUGCGGGUGAGGGGGGAGCGGCGGCGGCACCGCGACCGCGCGGCCGAGAUGCCGCUCUUCGCCCCCAACCCCUUCGAGCAGGACGUGGAGAAAGCCACAAAUGAAUACAACACCAGUGAGGACUGGGGGCUUAUCAUGGAUAUUUGUGACCGAGUUGGAAGCACCCCCAAUGGAGCCAGGGAUUGCCUUAAAGCCAUCAUGAAGAGAAUGAAUCACAAAGUUCCCCACGUGGCUUUGCAAGCUCUCACACUUUUAGGAGCCUGUGUCUCAAACUGUGGGAAAAUCUUCCACUUGGAGGUGUGUUCCCGGGAUUUUGCCACCGAAGCUCGAGCUAUAAUAAACAAGGCUCACCCAAAAGUGUGUGAGAAGCUGAAAACCCUCAUGGUGGAGUGGUCAGAAGAAUUCCAGAAAGAUCCACAGUGUAGCUUAAUAUCUGCAACCAUCAAAUCCCUGAAGGAAGAGGGGGUGACUUUUCCUGCAGCAGGGUCCCAGGCUUCCAGCAGUGCUGCUAGGAACGGCUCCUCAUCCAGUAAAUCCAAAGAAGAGGAGGAUAUAGCUAAAGCUAUCGAACUGUCCUUGCAAGAGCAGAAGCAGCAGCAAAUGGAGACCAAAUCCUUGUACCCGUCUGCAGAAACGCCUCCAAACCCCCAGAGCCUGAGGAAGGUGCGAGCUCUCUAUGACUUUGAAGCUGUGGAGGACAAUGAGCUCACCUUUAAAAGUGGAGAAAUUAUUUUUGUUUUGGAUGACAGUGAUGCCAAUUGGUGGAAAGGGGAGAACCACAGAGGCGUGGGGCUGUUCCCGUCCAAUUUCGUCACCGCUGACCUGACGGUGGAGCCCGAGGCUGCAGCUGUGGAUAAAAUCUCUGUUCCUGAGGACGCUGCAGAAGAAAUUAAGAAAGCAGAACCCGAGCCAGUUUAUAUUGAUGAGGACAAGAUGGAUAAAACACUGCAGGUACUUCAGAGCAUAGAUCCCACGGAUUUAAAGCUUGAUUCUCCAGAUCUCCUCGACUCAGAAGAUAUCUGCCAGCAGAUGGGUCCAAUGAUAGAUGAAAAACUAGAAGAGAUAGAUAGGAAACAUUCCGAAUUAUCCGAACUGAACGUGAAGGUUCUGGAAGCUCUGGAGCUCUACAACAAACUGAUGAAUGAGAGCCCCAUGUACUCAGCCUACUCCAAACUCCAGCACCCUGCACAAUUCCCAGCCACCUCCUCUGGAGUGCAGUCGUACCCUGUGCAGCCUUCCAGUGGGAAUUACAUGAUGCAGGGAGUGUCCAUGUCCCCAGGGUACAGCCUGGAGCAGGUGAGCCAGGUGAGGUCUCUGCCUCAGAGCAUCAACUCUGCAGCCACUCAGCCACCUCCAGCUGCUUAUUUAAGCCCCGACCCCGCGCUGCCGCAGCCCUUCCCGAGCGUCCCCGGCGCCGCCGCCGCCUUCCCCCAGCACCAGAUGGGCCUGGCCGUGGACGUGGCGGCGUUCCAGAGCAACCAAGGAGCCGGCUAUCCCGUGGCGCUUCCCGCUCACUCCCUGCUCCAGCAGCAGCCCAGUUUCCAUCAGCAGCCCCUGCUUUGAAGGGCCGCCCUGGAGGGACGGCGAGGCGGCCAUCCCCGGGAGUCCCCGCCGCGGAGGUCCAACGCCCGCGUUCCUCUCCGAUAACCCGACUCGCUGCCUUAGGGUGACGCAGAGUGAAAACAGGCACCAGCUCUGAUGGUGAUUUGCAUUUUUUGCAUCCUGAACUAGUUUAGGGGAAGGUUUAAAAUAAUUCCCCGUUCCUCCGAGUCCCCUUUUUUUUGUUUGUUUGUUUGUUUUCCCCUUCCUUCCCUGCGCUUUCAGGAAACGCCACAUGCGAAUCUUUGAAAGAUGGUGGUCCCCAAAUAAUUCUCUUUUCAAUGUGUUUCUGGAAGCUUGAGGAUGCUGAGAUGUGCUGUUGCUUUGCCUCCUCUGGUGUCUUCUGUAAUCCUUCUGUCCCAGUGGCUUUAGGGAAUCUCUGCAGCUGGGAGCGCAGUUCCUGAAGGAUGCGCUGUGCAAUCCGAGGCAUCCCUGGCUCCGGCUGGAAGAGGAAACUCUGCCACUCAGGACCACGUCCCUGUGGAAACAGGAGAAAAAGAGGGUUUUAGCAGUGCUGCAUCUGUAUUUUCUGCUGUGUUUUUCUUGAGGAAAACCGAGUUUUCCUCGAAUUCCCUGGUGUCUUGGCAGGGGUGGCACUGCCAGCUCCAGGCUCCUUGGGAAGAGCGGGCAGGGGAUGCUCCCAGCUGCCUGUGUGGGCACUCCAGGAGCCAGGAACAUGCACAGAACCUCCCUUCAGUUUUCCUUUCUGCAUGGAUGUAGAAGUGAAGGAGCUUUGUCAUUCCUUGUGGGAAAGGAGGGGGCUGGAGAAAGUUGGAAGCUGCUGAGGACUCUUUUGAGGAUCUGUUCCCUUUCCCAAGGGGGAGCUGAGCGGAACAGGAAUCGUCUCGAUGGGACCAGGGAUGCUGCCUCUCUUGGAUUCCCUCUCUGUGCCACUGUGCCCGUGUCUCAACAAGCUCCUCCAGCUCUUGGGGAGGGGGGAUUGGAGCACAUCCCCCGUGCUGGAGGGUGGGAUUGGGCUCUGUGCACGUGGGACCCCGGAGCCGUGUCCCUGGAGGAGGGAUUGCCUCGCCGCUGGGCACUCGGCGAGGAAAGAAAUCCGAGAAUUUCUUCCCUGAUGCACUUUUAAAGGGUGGGGUUUGUCCAAGGGAGCAGAGGAGCUGGAUUAUCCUUUGGGAAAGUGGGAUUUCUUACUUUUUCUUGUUUCAACUGCUGGGGGAAAAAAAAAAAAAAAUCACUUCAUCCUCCUGUUUACCUCCUUAGUGGAGCAUGGUCACAUUUAUCCUGCUUUGAACCUCCUCUGGUGAGUGAUAAUCCUUGGUUUGGGAAAAUAAAAGAAGCAAAUGACUGAUAAGAACAUCUCAAUUAAAUGCAGGAGGCUCCCAGAUGUCUAAAUAAGCGUUUUUUGAUGUAUAAAUUUCAUCCCAGAUUGGAACUCCCAGGCUGCCGAGUGACAAAACCCACCCUUCACUCAGCACCUCCUCCAUUUAUUUUCCCUUCUGUUUAAUUCUUUGCUGUCAUGACCUUUACAUUUGCAGCCUCAUGCUCGUGCAAAAAGUGUUCAGCACCUGCUGUUUGAAUCACUUUUUAUUUAAAUGUUGUGCAAUUGGAAGGAGGGUUUUGUCUUUCCUUUGGACAUGAUUUUGUCUCGAUCCUUCCCCUGGAAUUAGCUCAGUACAAAUGACACACGUGGCAAUACUGAAGUGUUUUGAUAACUUGUUCCUUGUGUCUUUUGAGGAAACAAACUUAUUUCAAUGCUGCUGUUCUAAAUUCUUACUGUUUGGAGCUUUUAUUUGUCAGAGUUUACUUCGUCCCAGGUCGGUUUGGGGUCGAACUAAACCUUGCUCUCGUUGCUGUGACUUCUCCAUGUUUGUUAGGAAAUUUAAAUCUGUUGGGAAAUUUAAAUUGGUGGUGGUUUUUUUUGGAUUCUGAGCUUUGGGCCAAGAGAAAUCUCCAAUUGAGCCAGCCAGUUGUGAUUUGAUGAUGUUAAUUGUUAAGUAUAAAUAUGUAUAUACUCAUUUGUCUGAGAUUUUCUACACAGCUCCACACAUGCCUGAACUUUUAUAAAAGCAGGAUUUGUCCUUCUGUCACCUCUUCUACUCCUAACUCCGUGAUAUGCAACUUGUAGAUAGUGUAAAAUAAUUUAAUUAUUAUUAAACCAGUGUAUCUAGAGGGGGUUGGUGUUUCUCUUCGUACUUCUAGACAUGAUCGUAUUUAUUUUUCAGGCCUGAUUGUAACUGAACAUGCUGCCAAAGGAUUUCUCUAACUCCAGAUUUCUACCUUUCUGCUGUUUUCUAUCAGGAAUUCAGGGGGGAGAACUCCUGCUUUUUUUCAUAUAAACCCUUCACACAGGAACCUGGGCGACUUUCUAAUGAGACUUUUCACGUGAUCUCUUUGUUUUCCUGGGUGUUAAAUAUCACUCUGAGAUCCAUUUCCUUCCUGGUGAGCUGGGGACCAGUUGUGUCUGUUCAAUUUGUCACCCCAGAAUGGUCUGAGGGCUUGUGCUCUGUCACCCGAUGUCACCCACGCUUUUGUCUCUCCAGCUGGCUCCAGAAAUAAUGUUAAAAAUCAGAUUAUUGGAACCUUCCAA
This is a messenger RNA of Hirundo rustica (Barn swallow), 4170 nucleotides long. RefSeq names its product signal transducing adaptor molecule 2 (gene STAM2). The record is from RefSeq and is a predicted model, not a curated record. The coding region runs from base 72 to 1586 and encodes 504 amino acids. Gene Ontology annotation, cellular component: endocytic vesicle. Gene Ontology annotation, molecular function: ubiquitin binding; phosphatidylinositol binding. NCBI's taxonomy places the organism in Eukaryota, Metazoa, Chordata, Aves, Passeriformes, Hirundinidae. Gene Ontology annotation, biological process: signal transduction. The transcript has 14 exons.